This is a messenger RNA of Symbiodinium sp. CCMP2592, 2337 nucleotides long. The record is from the annotation of a GenBank genome assembly. Lineage: Eukaryota; Dinophyceae; Suessiales; Symbiodiniaceae.
AUGGUCUCGGAGGCCUUGCGCCUGGAGUACGGUUGGGAGCAGUGGAACAGUGUUCUUCAUACUUUCAGGCCGCAGGGAAUAUCGCAUCAGGGUGAACCUGUUGAGCCCGAGGCAGCGUUUCCAAAGCCGCCGCCAAAGGCACCGCCCGCGCCACCGAAGCAGGCUAGGGUGGAUCAGACGCCUCUUUCUUGGGGGGAGGCCGUGGCACCUGCCCAGGUGGCGUCUACCUGCUGCUCUGUCACAGCCUCGGACAUUCUUCCAAAAACGCCGAGCUUCGCGAUUGCUCAUGGCUUGGAGGUGUGGGGCGACCUGGACGACUUGCGGCCCCUGAGAGGAAAUGCAGAUCAGGAGUUCCCUGACAUCUCCUCGCGCCCACAGUCGAAGGAGGAGAAGAGAAAGAUCGCGGCCAAGAACCUCGUGGAGCCCGUCUCCAAGCAUGCCACGCAGAAGUUCGGCCGAAGCCUUAGCGAGCCUCCUUGUUUGUUGCCGGAAGCUGACAGGGUCUGGUCUUGUGUAAUGGUGCACGUCCAGCAUCGCAUGGGGGAGGACCUUACGAAGCCAUCGGAGAAGCGCGGAACGCCCAAGGUUUCUACCGCCAGCGAUGAGGCCCUUGCGUCGAGGAAUCCCACACGCGGAAGCAUCGGCGGAGACCACGAACCGCCGCCUCCGCCAAAGAAGGUUUCUACCGCCAGCGAUGAGGCCCUUGCGUCGAGGAAUCCCACAUGCGGAAGCAUCGGCGGAGACCACGAGCCGCCGCCUGCGCCAAAGAAGGCAGCGUUUCCAAAGCCGCCGCCAAAGGCACCGCCCGCGCCACCGAAGCAGGAGGCCGUGGCACCUGCCCAGGUGGCGUCUACCUGCUGCUCUGUGUGGGGCGACCUGGACGACUUGCGGCCCCUGAGAGGAAAUGCAGAUCAGGAGUUCCCUGACAUCUCCUCGCGCCCACAGUCGAAGGAGGAGAAGAGAAAGAUCGCGGCCAAGAACCUCGUGGAGCCCGUCUCCAAGCAUGCCACGCAGAAGUUCGGACGUGCACAGAGAGCCGCGCCCACCUUGCCCCUGCAGGACCUUACGAAGCCAUCGGAGAAGCGCGGAACGCCCAAGGUUUCUACCGCCAGCGAUGAGGCCCUUGCGUCGAGGAAUCCCACACGCGGAAGCAUCGGCGGAGACCACGAGCCGCCGCCUGCGCCAAAGAAGGCAGCGUUUCCAAAGCCGCCGCCUGCACCAAAGAAGGCCGAAGAAGCGCCGCCAAAGGCACCGCCCGAGGGCUGCCGCUCUACUUCGAGAAAAGUCAUCCUGAUGUUCGGGACGCCAGCAUCUGGCAAGGGCAGGCAUGGUGGACGAGUUGCAACGGCCCUGGGAAUUCCGCAGCUCUCUACCGGAGACAUGCUGCGAGAAGCCGUGGGUUCUGGCACAGAGAUGGGUUUGAGGGGCAAAGCGUUCAUGGAACGAGGGCAGCUCGUGAGCGACGACAUCCUCAUAUCCAUCAUCAAUGAGCGGGUCAAAGCUGCGGAUUGCCUGAAGGGGUUCAUCUUGGAUGGGUUUCCUCGCACCAUUGCCCAAGCCGCAGCAUUGGACGAGAUGCUGGCAGCUACCGGCGAGGAAGUGAAGUCCGUCUUGGAGCUCAGUGUGCCGGAUGAAGUGGUGAUUGAAACGAUCGCCGGUCGCUGGAUUCACAAAGCUUCAGGCCGCGCCUACCACGCCAAGUGGAAGCCCCCGAAGUCUUUCGACGGCAAGAGCAAGCCCACGCCCGCGAACAUGCGGGACGAUGAAACCGGAGAAGCUUUGACGCAGCGUACUGACGACAAUCAGGAUACUCUGCCCCAAAGGCUGGCUGCCUUCCAUACCGAGACGGCGACUGUGCUUGGGCACUACAAGUCUCGUGUGGGUUGUCGUGUGGCCCGGGUGAAUGUGGGCCGUUCGCGCAAAACGGAGGACAUUUGGGCAGACUGCGCCAAAGCUUCGGGCGUGAAGCGUGACCAGAUUAUCCUGAUGUUCGGGACGCCAGCAUCUGGCAAGGGCACACAUGGACGACGAGUUGCAACGGCCCUGGGAAUUCCGCAGCUCUCUACCGGAGACAUGCUGCGAGAAGCCGUGGAUUCUGGCACUGAGAUGGGUUUGAGGGCCAAAGCGUUCAUGGAACGAGGGCAGCUCGUGAGCGACGACAUCCUCAUAUCCAUCAUCAAUGAGCGGGUCAAAGCUGCGGAUUGCCUGAAGGGGUUCAUCUUGGAUGGGUUUCCUCGCACCAUUGCCCAAGCCGCAGCAUUGGACGAGAUGCUGGCAGCUACCGGCGAGGAAGUGAGUGAAGUCCGUCUUGGAGCUCAGUGUGCCGGAUGCAGAUGA